UUGUGAGACACUAAGAAAUGAAGUUGGUUCAAUCAUUGGCAUAACAAUUGUCACACCUGGGCUCAUUGGGACCAAAAUCUCACGUGAACAGAACAUAGCUUUGGGGUGACUUGUCCCAGAAGAGUCAGUCGAGGGUUAUGCUAAGGCCAUAGUGAGCCGAGCAGAGUCUUACUUGACGGAGCCGAGGUGGCUUUGGUGGCUGUUUCCGGCACAUAUGAUAUGUCCUGAGGUGAUGGAGUGGUGCAACUGUUUUAUCUCAGCUUAUUUAAUUUAGCAAAAGUCUUCAAUAAUUGAGUCAGCAAUUGGAGAGAGAGACCAAGAAGCUUCCCUCCAUUUAGAAGUAGUUGGGGAUCGAAUUGGCAAGGAGUAUUGCAAAGUUAAUUUGCAAGAGCAAUUUCAACUUGAAAAUGAGUACAUUACGAAGAUCUCCAAAAAAACACCUUCGUCCAGGUGCUCUAUGCAAUCUUGUGCCCAAAAAGCGAAAAGCAUCAUUGAAGACUCAAGCUGAUUGUGACGAUAUGUUGCUUGGAAGCCCUAUUUUAAAGAAAAAGAGUGCUCUUCGUAGGUUUUCUGCACCUGUUAGAGUUGUAAUUGACUCACCACCUGCUCUUAGUACUAGAGCAGCAACUCGUCGUAUGGUCUAUAAUACAGAGCUAGAUCCAAAUGAUGAUGUGGAAGACAUGGAGAUAGUGUAGAUAAGGUAGUUGAUAGUGUUUGUGAAAAGGGAGUAAGGGAGGAACAUGAAGAGAUGGCUGAUGAGGAAAGGGUUGGUGUCAAAUUUGAAGAAGGGGCUGUUGCACAAUGUGAAGAAGUGGCUGAAGCAAAAUGUGAAGAAGUGGCUGAUGCAAAAUGUGAAGAACUGGCUGAGAUAGAACUUGAACAACCUCUUAGAAAAUCUGUUAGAUUACAAAAAAAAAAACUCACAAGGCAAAUCAAACUGAGAUUGAAGAAAUACCUCAAGAUGUAGAUGCGAAUGUAAUGAACUUAGCCAAGAAGACAAGGGGAAAAACUCUAUUGGAAAAUCUGACCAAGAGGAACAUUGACUUAAGGAUAAUAAAUUGGAAUGAAAAAGGGCAACCAGUUGGUACUAACUCAGUGCAAUUUUCUUCUUUUGUGGGCGCUCUUGUGCGAGAGGUUGUUCCUUACACUAUUUCAGAUUGGAGGAAAGUUUCACCAAUUAUGAGAGAUGUUCUUUGGGCAUCUAUUCAGGCACAAUAUGACUUACAUGAUAAUUGGCAAAAAAAGAUGUGCUUUGAAAUGAUGGCAGAACUAUGGAGAGCUGGGAAAUCUAGACUUGUAAAGGAUAUUAUCAAUGCAAAAAAUGAGAGUGAACGACUAGCCUUAAAGCCGGAUUGCAUAAAAAGUGAUGUAGAAUGGAGAGCAUUUGUUGCCAAAAAAAUUAGUAAAGAACAUUUGGAUAUAAGGGCCAAAUACCGAGAGAGAAGAAAGAAAGCUGUUCCACACACCUUAAGUCGAAGAGGAUAUGCUCGAACAAUCGAUGAUAUGAAGAAAGAAAAUGAGGAUGUUAAAAUAUCUAGAAUCGAUGCUUUUCGGAGAGCCCAUACCAAGAAGAAUGGUGAAGCUGUAAACCCAACGGCAUGUGAUAUUUUUGUGACUAUUAGUCAUUUAAUUUUUGUGAAUUUUUACUUAUUUUCCAUAAUGCAUACGUUAGUUAUACUAAUUUAUAUGCAGGGUUCAUUGAAUGAGAUUCUCCUUAAAGACCCAAAAUCUGGAACUACAGACAACGCUGAUGAGGAUGCCUUGACAAAAUUGUUUAGUAACCCAAAAUCUGGUCGUUUAAUCGGACAAGGAAGAGGUGUAACAAGGUCAAAGCUAACUGUUGUUAAUAUGUGUAAUAGCAAGAUUUCCAAGUUAGAAGAAGAGCAACAUAAUAUGAAGCUCAAAAUGACUGAAAUGAUGAAUUUACUUAAAGAACACUUGGUGGUAUUUCUAUCUUGCACUUAUAAACCUUAGUUUUCUUUUCUUCCAAUGAAACUUAUCUUGGUUUUAUAUUUAGGUUGGUGGUAAAGUGACACCAAGCGAAGGACAGUCUCGCAAUGUACCGCAGUCAAACAAUAUUCAGUCCCCUAAGAGUAUUGCACUAGAAAAAAGACAUAACUUUAUAGAAGGGAAGAAUGCUUGCUACUUGCUUGACUGGGUAGAUGUAAUUGUUGCUGAAGGUCGUUGGGAUUCUAGUUAUCCAAAGAUAACUGUACAUGGAAAGCCUCUUGGACCAGACUUUAUGCGAGUAUGGGUUGAUGUUGCUAUUGUACUAGAAUCUUACUUAUUUCAUCCUAAUCAUACGAUGCUUACAAUACAAGAAGCAGUUGGUUCCACAGUUGCAUGGCCUUCUAAAAAGUUAUUCCAAGAGAUGUGACAAGCGAAGUAGAAAAGGAUACUUAAGACUCCUUGAAAGUAGUAACUUUGUUUAUUUCUUUGUGUUGAAAGUAGUAACUUUUAGACUCCUUGAAUACUUAAAGAAUAUUUUGUUGUUGAUGACAGUGUUGAAUGUUUUAAACUAAAUUGUGGAUUGUUAAUUCAA
Messenger RNA from Humulus lupulus (European hop), 2542 nucleotides. RefSeq lists its product as uncharacterized. The transcript is spliced from 9 exons. NCBI's taxonomy places the organism in Eukaryota, Viridiplantae, Streptophyta, Magnoliopsida, Rosales, Cannabaceae. Bases 979 to 1974 code for a protein of 331 amino acids. The record is from RefSeq and is a predicted model, not a curated record.